ACACAAGUCCCAUGCGUGCGCGCCGUUGCCGUAUGCGCGACAGCUGUGAUCAUCGCAACGUCGUCUUGGGAGCCGUUAUGUCGACCACAGCGAGAGCCGACCCUUCGGCCACUCGUCUCUGUGCUGUGCUGACCAGUCUCGCAGUGUUUUUUUGCCACCAGUAGUGUCCGCGAACUUCAACGGGAGUGCACCAUGGCGUCAGUGAAGGUUGCCGUGCGUGCGAGGCCCUUUAAUCAAAGGGAAAUCGACAUGAAAAGCAGUGAGAUUAUUCGCAUGGAUGGUAACAAGACAUGUAUUGAAAACCUGAAGUUUCAGAGUCUAAUCUCCUGCCCCAAUAUCAUAGUGUCGCCGCAGGGUGGAGCCGAAGAAUUGGGCCGGGAGAGAAUCAAGGAGUUUACGUUUGACUAUUCGUACUGGUCUGUGCACCCAAGUGACGCACACUUUGUGACACAGGAGCAGGUUUUCAAUGACCUCGGUCAGGAGGUUGUGGACAAUGCAUUUGAAGGCUACAAUGCGUGCAUAUUUGCCUACGGUCAAACUGGAUCAGGAAAGACAUUCACUAUGAUGGGCUCAUCCAACAAUGAAGGGCUUAUACCACGUAUUUGCCAAGCUAUGUACACUAGAAUGAAGUUGGGUCAAAAUUCUGGCACCACAUUUCGUACAGAGGUUAGUUAUCUUGAAAUUUACAAUGAAAAGGUCAAAGACCUGUUAAAACGAGAAAGCACUCAGCACAAUCUCAGAGUUCGAGAGCAUCCAAAACUUGGCCCUUAUGUACAAGACUUGUCACGUCACCUCGUCAUGGACUACUCUGAUGUGGAAGAACUCAUGGCACGUGGAAACUCACACAGGACGACUGCGUCUACAGCCAUGAAUGAUGUUAGCAGCCGGUCGCACGCCAUCUUUACAUUGAAUUUUACUCAGGCAAAAUUUAUUCGUGACCUCCCUAGUGAAACAGUCAGCAAGGUGAACUUGGUGGAUCUUGCUGGCAGUGAGCGAGCAGAUUCCACCAAAGCUACUGGCCAGCGACUAAAAGAAGGUGGCCAUAUCAACAAGUCCUUAGUCACCCUUGGAACUGUCAUAUCAGCGUUAGCCGAGCUGUCUACCAGUAACAGCCGGAAACGCGUUUUCAUCCCCUACCGGGAUUCUGUCUUGACAUGGCUCUUGAGAGACAGCCUGGGUGGGAAUUCCAAGACGAUCAUGAUUGCCACCAUCUCUCCUGCGGAAUGCAACUACGGAGAGACACUGAGCACCUUGCGCUAUGCAAACCGUGCCAAGAACAUCAUCAACAAGCCGACUAUCAACGAGGAUCCAAAUGUCAAGCUCAUCAAGGAACUUCGCGAGGAGAUUGCCAGGCUACGAUCAAGGGUUGGAGGUGAUGAUAGUAGUACACAAGUCAUGGAGAAGCUUCAAGAGAAUGAAGCAAGGGUGAAGUUCCUUACAGAGGAAUGGACAGAGAAAUGGAAGGAGACGCACAAAAUUUUGAAGGAGCAAAAAACCCUGGGCCUGCGGAUGUCUGGUCAAGGUGUGGUCCUCGACUCUGAGCGGCCACACCUCAUUGGACUGGGGGAUGACAUUUUGAGCACGGGGGUAGUCCUCUACCACUUGAAGGAUGGAAAGACCUUCAUUGGCACUGAAAAUGCGGACACCAAGCAAGAUAUUGUACUGUCUGGACCUGGAAUCCAGGAUGAGCAUUGCUCCAUAGAACUGGUUGAUGGCGGUGCCACGCUCUACCCUAACCAGAACUCUGAGUGCUGCAUCAACACAAUGCCUGUGGACAAGCCAACAAGGCUCACCCAAGGCUGUGUUGUUCUGCUGGGAACAACAAACGUGUUCAGAUACAAUGACCCUGCUGAGGUGCACAAGCUUAGAAAAGAGAAGGAAAGGAGGUCACUCAUGAACCUGUCCCACUUGUCCUUUCUGAGCCGAUCGGCAGGUGACAUGUCAAAGUCCACGGAGAGCAUCUGUGGAAAUGGGUUUGAGGCUCAUGAAGAUGGAAGUGAAAAUAUUAUGGAUUUGAGCAUGCGCAAGCUGCUGGAAAAGCAGUCUGGCAACCAUGACGAGCGCAACAACAAUGGCAGCACUGUGGCUCCGUUGAGCAAGGAGCAGGAGGCCGUGGAGGCGCAGCUGUCUCAGAAGCGCGAGGAGCUCAGGCAACUGCAGGAAAAGACCGAGGACUCAAGAGGAUGGCCGACUGAGGCCCACAGAAAAGCGGAGGAAGAGCAGACGAAGCUUGAGAAAGUCACAGAGGAGUUGCGAAGGCAUCUGGAGAAGCAAGCUAGCGAAGAGCAGGGCUCAGCUCAGAGGAUUGUACAACUCCAACAAGAGCUCCGCUACCUGACAGCAAAAGAAAAAGAAGUCCGGGAAAAUUUUGAGCAGCUCAAAAACAGGCUUCAGCAGGAGCGAGUGUACGUGCUGAGCAAACUCGAGACUGAGCAGUCGCGCCUCUACGAUGAAAUCAAGAGCCUCGAGAUGAAGGAGCAAGACUUGAAGGACGCCAUCGUCAAGCAGCAGCAGGAGCUGGCUCGCAUGGACGAAGAGGUCAGCCAGAAGAAAGAGGAAUACUCAUCUCAGACGAAUCUCCUGCAAGAGGAGAUACGUCUUCUGAGAGACGAACUGGAACUCUCGACGACCCAAGCAUCGGAGAACUGGCGAUCCCUCCUGUCACUGAUCUCUGGAGCUCGUGACGACCUUCCGCUUCCCAAGAACACGGGCGACCUGGAGAACAUUGUCGAGAGCAUCCGGCAGCAACUCGCCGACAAAAAGCACGCACAGCUGGCCGAGAUCCAUGAAGAGCGUCAGAGUAUCGCGGGCCAAAUCGAAGCUCUCGCGGAGAAGCAGAAGUUGCUGCAGAGCUUUGAAAUGUCGCCCGAGGAAGACGGUUCGGGCGACGGCCAAGGUCAUGAGGCAGAAGGUCACGGUGAGAGAUCGUCGGGCAAGGCGACUUCCAACGAAAAGGGCGACAAGCUGUCGUCUGAUGAGUCCGACGGUGAAGAAGUGAGCACGCUCGUCAAGGGGAGGCUCGCUUUCGUAGGUGAAGAGGUGCGCAAACUUCAGGAAGAAGAAAAGGCACUGGGCAGGAAGGAAGAGGAUGUGGAAGUCGGCUGGCGACACAACCUAGACACGCUGGACUCGCUGCUUCCGCUUCUCGAGUCCAUGGUCGAGGACCUGGACAAGUUGGAAGGGUGUAUAUCAGAAAAGGAACAAGAUGUUGCUGACAUCGAAAGUUCAGUGAACCAGUGCGACAGCAAGCUGAAGGGCGUUGCUACCGAGAAGGAAAACCUGGAACAGCAGCUUCAAAAGGUGCAAGAUCGCAAGGUGGAUGCCGACACGGAACAGAAAGAGCUCAAGACUUCCCUGAACAGCCUGGAUGACAAGAUGACGUUUCUGGCUCAACAGGAGGAAGACAUAUUGAGCACGUUGAAGAACAAGCGGCAACGAGUUGAGGAGGAGCUUUCCAAGUUCAGCAAUGGUAAUGAGCCAUUGCUCGACGCCCUAAGCAACGCUAGCCAGGUGUCGUCCCCAGUGCACAACGAAAGCUUCCUGUUGCCGUGCUCUGACAACCUUGGACCUCUGACAUCAUCUCCCUUGUCCAACAAACUGCAUCAUAGCAGCUGGGAUCUGCGAGGUCUUGAAGAAAGGUACCUGGUCAUUGAGAAGGAGCUCGAGGAGCGACGGAAAGCAUUUGAGUCCGAGCAGGAGGAGGCUGAAAAUGACAAUGUCUACCUUAAACAGGUCAGGCAGAUGGAAUACCAGCAUCAGGAGAAACUACGGGAUCUCAUAAAAGAGAGGGCAGAAGACAUGAAGAGGCGCAACUCAUACCUCCAUCAGCUACCUUGUGAUAGCAACUCUUCCACUCUACCCGGAAGGAGACAAAAUAUCGCUUCUCGAUCUCUGCCCAUUCUCCCAACGCACCCGUACCUGUCGUUCGAGCGAGGCACCGAAGAGUGCCCCAUCAGAAUAUCCAUUCCGUCCUACACACUGCGGGGAAGUGGCUCCAACGCUCACAUCGAAUAUGAAGUCAAGGUGGUGGUCAUGGACGACAGCUGGACCUUGUAUCGGCGAUACAAGCGGUUUCGAGAGCUCCAUGACUACAUGAAGUUGAAGUAUGGACGGAAGGUGACACUACCGUACUUCCCCCCGAAAUUGCUGUUCGGCAACAAGUCUCAGCGACUGGUGGAGGAACGCCGCAAGCUGCUCGAGGUUUACCUCAUCGAGCUCGUCAACAGCUGUCGCCGCGACCUCUCGUGUCCCUUGCAUCGAACAGUGCAGGGCCUCUGCAAACAGCACAUGUGGGAGUUUGCACCGUUCUUCCGCAAAGGAUGCUUCGAGACGAGCAAGCACAGCACCGGCUGAAGGCAUCACCACGUGACAUGGGAGACGUCUACACCCGCUGCUGUGCAUUUCGUGCGACAGCAUCACUUGCACUGUGCUUUGCAACGCAAUUUGGAAGUCGAGAUUGCGAAUCUUUCUCGGCGUGCGGGCGAAAUGGCUCUGAAAAUAGGGAUGUGCUAAUAACAUAGUUUUUAAUGACUGCUGACAUCAUUGUCAUUCUCAUGGUUCAUCCUUGUGAUAGGUCAUAUCUGAGUUCUAAAACUACGCGACCUCAGAAUGUUUGUCUUCAAGCCAGAUAGUGAUAUAAUGUUGAGUCUGCUGGCGACUUUUUUCUGGUUAAACCUGUUGACAAGUAAUGGGGCAUGUUCACUCACUCAAAGUUUUCCUAGCAUGAAGGAGCCUUACGGCAAGCUUCUGUUGUGGCCUAGGUGCUGUAAGCAUGAAAUUUAUGUUUGUAGGGACAACGUGCCCGUGACACUUACGGGGGGCAGAUUGGUGCACCAUCAAUGACCUUUCUGUUCUGUUUUAAAGACCCUGGUGUAAUGAGUGUGGGUUGAGUUUGUGCCCAGCCUUGUUAAAGUCAUGUCUGUUCCUAAAUGCUGUCAACCUUGAGGCCAAGCGUAUGCAAACGGUGCAGGAAGUGAUGACAUGAGGCUCUUCUGGUGGUUGAGGACCAGUUGUGUUUUUGAAAAAGAGCUUUCGUUUCUUAUAUACUCGCUCGACAAAGUAAGAUCCAGUGCUCCUUCUUUGUUGGCCGCUUUGGUGCGUCUGCCUGUCUGAAGGUAUAGUUGUGGUGCUUUUUUCUUGUUGUAGCUCUGGAGAACAAUUCUGUCACUGGGUCGGCUUUCAGAUGAUGUUAUGGCUGUCGUUUUUGUGCAGCAUAAUUAGUAAAUAGUGCACUGCUCUGGGUUGAAAGGUUAGUAUUAAAUGCAGCAGAAAUGGUGUGCAUGCUACAACAAAAGGCAGCUUUUGCUUGCACGUCAUUCUUGUUGAAAAAGGCCGUGGGUGACAUUCUGGAGUAAAGUUAUCGUAUUUACUUGAAUCUAGGCCGACCCUGAUUUUAAGACGACCCCCAAAAGUCCGAAGCUCGAAAAAAAGAAUGAUGAUAAUAAAGAACUUACCUCGAAUGUAGGCCAAACAAAACAGCGUUCACAAAAAGAAAACAUUUAUUGAACAUGAAAAUAAAACAAAGCAGUUGGUUGAUGAUGCAAAUAACUCGAGAAACAUACAGCCACUAGUCCUGUUGAUGAUGAUGGCCUAAAAGCAUGGCUGUGUGUGUUUUUUUGUUGUUGUUUCUUUUGCGCUGCUUGUAGUUAUUUGCAUCAUAAAGAUGCUGGGCUUGGCUCAUUCAGAGUCAUCGUCGCUGAUUUUUUUGUUACUGUUUUCAAACGAUACGCAAUCCUCGGUGCCAUUAAGCACAGUGGAUAUGCCGCACUACUUGAAAAAGCGCACAAUCAAAGUUCCCAAUUUGUCGUCUCACGCUGCAACCUCUCAAGCGACGCACUUUUUUUUUUGUACAUUUUAAAGUUCAACUCAGCUUGAACGUUGCACAGCGACUCCGUGGCUGGGACAACUUUCAUUUUAUAAGCGGCACUAUAAUGACACCGCCUGUAUGGCACCAUUGAGCUACGCCACACACAGAGCACUUGAAGUUAGACUCUAAAUGACCAACAGCUCGCCUCAACACUCACCACAAAAAUCGAAAUGGCAACUUCACGUGCGUACUUAAGCCUGGUGUUGGCUUGGCUACUAACAGCUAUAUCCUGUGUAGGUAGCGCUAGUUGUGCACCACUUUUCUCAGUGAAAAAUGGCGCGUUUGUUAAAAUCCUCAAAUCUAAGCCGACCCUGGAAUUUUAUGCCAAAAAAUUUGAAAAAAAAAGUUAUCGGUCUAGAUUUGAAUAAAUAGGGUAGGUGCUACGCGUUCUUUAUUAGACAUGCGAUCUGGAAAUUCUGAAACACCUUUCGAGCAAGUUGUCAUAUGCCAAUGAGUGCAAACAUGAGCCAUUGCAAUAUUUUUGUUUCAAUGUUGUUGUCUAGUUUUUCUCGCCUCUACAUGGUAGCGGCUUGAAAGUGAAGCUUAUAUGAUGCAACUAAUGUUCAAGCCUGAGCCAAGUCCACAACUAUUCUGGGUUUUAUGUUUGUCUGUUUUGUUCACGAGGAGUCCAUUUCAGAGCAUGCCGAAAACUGGGCAGUUUGCCGAAAACUAGACGGUUUUCUUCUUUUAGCUUUUGUGGGAAUUCUGUAUUGCCUUACUUGCAUAGAUGUUUCUAGCUUCCGAGAGCUUAUGCCGUGUUGCAUAAUAGGAUAUGUUGAGGUGUGCCCUUUACAUUAUAGCUUUGCGUUUCCGAGUCAGGCCCACCGCAGUUCUUUUGUAGAGGUUUUCUUUGCAGAUUUCUGCUCAGAUUUCUUGUAUACUCAUUUAUUGCUUGUGCCUUGCGCUUGUCUUCACUUUUUAAUGUAAGUUGUGCUUUUAAUUACUUACUGGUUCUCCGCUAUGUAUUGUGAGGACGCGUCAGCACAAAGACGUUUGGUGCGCACAAGAAACUUUUUUAUAGUAGUUAUGCAGACUGUAGCAUGAGAGGCUUAUUUUAUGGUUUCACUGGCGGCUGGAAGUGAAAGUUGUAAGCUCAUAAUCACCGAGGAACACACCAAGGCCAUCCGCCAUCACCCGACAGUUCGGAACACAUUCACAACAAGUCCUGAUCUCGUACAUCGCAUACAGCUUGGCACUAGUUACGGUGAUUUUUUCAGCUUUUUCACACCUUCAUGUAACUCUGGCUUUAAGCACCCUCUUGACGUGCACGGAAGAUAAUAGAUUCACCACUGUCGAGAUAUUUAUCUUUCAUACUUUCAUCCACCAAUGCUGCUGGUUCUUCGAAGUUUACUUCAAAAAUUAGUAUAAAGCGAAUUCUACGGUCGAUCUUGACCAUUUUGCAAAUAUACUUGGUUUUAUGGCUAUAGUAUAAAAUAGCAUACCAUAUUGUAUCAAAGUGAAAGGUUGUCGUGCCAGGCCACGCUUUAGUCAUUUUUUUUUUUGUUUUAUCAAAUUUGCUGCGCAAGAAUAUUCAUUGCUAUGGUUUGUAUAGUCAUCGAGUGGCAUGCUCACGAUGUUAUGAGACAUAAGGUGGUGAAGACCUUUACGGGAAAUGGUUACAAAUGCAUAGUCAAAACUUCAGCGCAUGCUCCAAGAAAGCCACCGUAAAAUGAAAUCCCGCAGUCUAGGUCGAAAUGCUUUUCUUUUGCCUUCUGCAUUUAAAGGAAGCUAGAGAAAUGUCACCAUACAGCCUGCGUGUGCAUGUCAUCGUGUCACAGAACUUGAGGUGCAUUGUAAAGUUUGGUUGACUUGGUGCAACAGACGUAGCAGUGUGUGCAUGUUUCCAUUGGCAUAACUUUUAUCACAUAUUUGUUAGGGUGCACACAUGUUUUUGCAUGUCGCAGACCCGCAUGCCAAGGCUUGUCACCGUUAUGUGAUGCAUGCUUAUAGCUGCUCUUGUGAAACAUUCAUCUUGAACAUUCUUGGGGACAUUUGUUGGGUCACCGAACUGUGUUGCAAACAUCGAUCUUUUUGCCAUUUAUGUUGGCUUUAGAGAUCCCAUGCACCAUUCCCACUUUGGUGGGCAAGGAACGACACUUGACAGUGUGAUCCCCCUCCUCUUGAGAAGUACACGCACAAAAAUAUGCUCAUUCCAGCGUUUUGUCGACAAUGUGUUUUGUUUGAAGUGUUAUUGGUGAUGCCUUUUCUAUGUGUUGUGUGCGUUGAUUUGUGUACAACAUAUAUGCAUGUGUUUUGUUUAUAUUUAUACUGAAGAGGUAAUUUUUUUCGUGUGUACAUAUUUGUUUUUGCAAAUACGCACAUGUGAGGUGGAGAAGCUUCGUUAAACAAUUACAAAGAUUGUCACGACUGAAGAUAAGUUUCGAUUCAGCAUGAGCCACUAGGUGUUUAUUUUAACUAGUGGUAGUUUGCAACGGAAGCUUGACUGUUUAAAGAAACUGCACUUGACCAAGCUGCAACUAUUUGUAAAUGGUGAGCGCUUGUAAAACAGAAGAUUUAUUCCUUUCAAGUGGGAUUUUAUAAGUUUGUUAAAAUUGUAUUUAGAGCUUCAUGUUUGUUUAUAAUCGUUUAUAGUGAGUUUGAAUGAUGUGAGUGGCUUGCUAAUUUUUCCUGACAUUCACACUUUAGUUUUCGGUAUCUUUGUGCAUCAGUAUGUUUAGAGCUUAAUGUGUUGCACCGCACUUGCAUUGCCUGAGUGCAGACAUGUUGAGAUGUCGUACCUGACAAUUAUUUCACACCUCAGUGUUCUGGGCUGAGUAGGGGCAGAACAUAGUUAUGACACAUCUGGAUUUGAAGGGUCUCCAAAUGGUCUCGCGUUGCUUUGGUUUCUACGGCAACACACUGCUACCACUCACUGUCCGUGCUCGUGACACGGCCGAGGCACCCGCGAGUAUCAGUGUUUGAAGGAUUUUUGUUUUGUUGUUUAGACACGGUUUCAACUUUGGCGUUUGUAAGAACUGAAUUCAUUCAGUUGCUGCUUACCACCACUUCACCCCACCUCACUGUCAUAUCUACCAACCACUAAAUGUGCACAGACUGCUUAGGUAUUUUGAGAAAAGUUACUGAAGAAACUAGACAAAUGCCAGACACAGGGCUUUACCAAGAUGGCUUCAAGGAUGUAUUAUAACUAAAGUGAUGAAAUUUGUACCAAUUGAGAGGAGGUGAAUAUUUUCACAGGUGGUAUUUGUUACUCUUAGUGUUGACUGCAGCUCUUCUAGUUAAUUUAGAUUUUUUUUGGCAGUAGUAUAACUAUGACUAUAUAAUUAAAUAUAUCUUUUUAAUGAUUUUAUGAUGAAGAACUAUGUUCUUAAUAGAGUAAUGCAUGGCGUGUGGCUGUGGGUGACCAUCAAAUUCGACACAUCAUUUCAUGAUGGUAUUAGAUUUGAUGUACUUGAUUUCUUAAGUCUUGUAUAAACAGUGCUGUUAUUGUAAAAUGCUAUAAUAGGACAGUCCUAGCAUUGUACUUGAGAUUUAUUUACAUGUAAAGCAAUAGCAGUUAGGCCCUUGUAUGUGGUAGCAAUAUGUACAGUUAUAGCGUAACAAAAUGUAUACCACACUGCGUGCCUGCUAGUUUUGUCUAAUCAAACGCAUGUGCCUUAUUACCCACAUUUUAGCCAACACUGAAAAACUUGUGAUGAGCAAUUCUAGUGAUGCUAUAGACACAGUGUGUCUUGAGAUGUGCGAGUGUAAAAUUAAAUGGUCUUUAGGGCUUUACAUUCUUUACAUAAAGGUUGCUAGUGUACACCUUACGUUAACGCUGACUUUAGAGGUUGAGAGAUUGAUUGUUAGUCACAUGCGUCAGUAGCUAUUUCACUUGCAAUAUAUGUGUACAUAAAUAUGCCUCCAUACAGUCUGAAUAGACAUGUUGACUUGCCUUCAUUUAGGGCAAUAGCAAACUGCUCACAAUAUAAAUGAAUGAGAUUAAUGCUGUUUCCUAUCAUGAGGCUCCAAGCGACACAUAUCCUACGCCAGCGGUGUUUUAGACAUAGUAUUCCUUGUGCACAAAAGAAAAAUGCGAGGUGAUUGAAAUAUGAGCGUGUCUGCCUUGGCACUGGUGUAGUUGCAUGCGUAUAACUUGUCUUGCAUCAGCAGAAAGCUUCAGCCUGGCCUGUACGUAUUGUUGAUGUAAUGCUGCAAUACUAGUUGUGCAGAUAUAAACAUUUAUUGGUCAUGUUUAGUGUUGCCUUUCCCGCACAACAAACACUAGAAGUUCAGAACUAUAAUGCUAGUGUGUACAUAAGCAUUAAUUAUGACAGCUCAGCUGAACUUGGGAACCAUAGCUAGUAAGUAUAUGUGCAUGACUAAAUAUUCAUUUGAUUCAUAUGACUUUGAGAGGUCACUCAUUUACACCUUUCUAUGAAACAUUCUGUCGUAAUCAUAACAUUGCACAAAGUUUAAGCACAUGCACCUGACUUCCUGCCCUCAUGUCUUUGAAAAAGAAUGCAGGAACAUCAGGCAAAUACAUUUACUACCCAAGAUUCCCAUCACAGCUCAAGAGUACAACAGUUUUGUCUACUAAUUGACCUUCAAGCGGAACCCCAUAGCUGUUUUCAACGAAAGUGUGUGAAAGCUACUCUCCUCUGUGAUUGACUAGUUACGGUGCUAAAGAGAGGACAGAGGAUCGCAACACUGGCACUGACUUGCAACUCAGUUCAUCUGAAGAAACACCAUGAAUGUAUACAAACUCCAAUGUGGCUACAAUAAGAUGUGCACAGCAGAGGCAAUUUGGGUGAUGAACAAGCCAAUACACAUGUAAACAUUUCAUAGCCAAUUAUGAUUUACUGCUAACUCACCAGAGUUUUGUUUCUAUUGCUCCUUACCACUUCUGAGUAUGUAAAAGGCAUUGGGAUUGGCAUAACCUUCAAGGUACUCUUGGCUCAUCGCCUUAUUAACAAGAUCAUUUUUGUGCACAAAGUUUUGGAAUGUAUUAGUGUUGAACGAAUUACCACUGGCUGCCAUCAUUGCUGUUAACAUCUGCAUCUGGUAUUCUCGCAUUUCAGCAAUAAUGUGUAGACGCACAUUUAGCAUCUGCAUGUAGCAGUAUGUACAAGCCAGGCACAUAUUUUGUAGCUUCUUUGCAAAGUUUCUUAGGUUGUGUAGGCUGCUCAACAUGUCAUCUCUUAUCGUGGUCAAGGCUGCGUGGAAAUUCUGUGCAGUGGAGUUCUAUGUAUGAUCUGAGCCAAUUUAUCACAAAUGCAUUUCUGUUGGCUGUUUCUUUACAGAAUGGCCAAUAAAUGUUCUUUCAUUGUUACGA
Rhipicephalus microplus (southern cattle tick) is the source of this 11138-nucleotide messenger RNA. It is a transcript of the gene Klp98A, whose product is annotated as kinesin-like protein 98A. The record is from RefSeq and is a predicted model, not a curated record. Lineage: Eukaryota; Metazoa; Arthropoda; Arachnida; Ixodida; Ixodidae. Gene Ontology annotation, biological process: microtubule-based movement. Gene Ontology annotation, molecular function: microtubule binding; phosphatidylinositol binding; ATP binding.